Molecule: messenger RNA, 2311 nt
Organism: Alexandromys fortis (reed vole)
Lineage: Eukaryota; Metazoa; Chordata; Mammalia; Rodentia; Cricetidae
Gene: Proser3
Product: proline and serine rich 3
Exons: 10
Coding region: 61-2079 (672 amino acids)
Source: RefSeq, a predicted model, not a curated record
UCUCUUGAGUGUGGGGAUGACAGCCUAUCAGUUUUCACAACCCAAGACAACCCCUUUGAAAUGUUCUCCAGGGUAGACAACCCUGUUGGCCAUCGAGGAGCCAGAACUGGAGCCCCAAGGUCUCAAAGGCCACAAGCUCUCCAGGCCACAGCAAGCAACUCCCCUGAGCUGUCUGAGGCGUCCUGGCCAUCCGAUUCCGGAACCCCUUCCCCACUCAGCACUGAGGAACAAAGUACCUCUCCGCCACUCACUGUAAUUGACAGCGGGGACUCUGUGGUAGCCAAGUACAUAAACAGGUUCCGCCAAGCUCAGCCUACAAGCCGAGAGGAACGCCAGCCUGCAGGCCCGACCCCAGCUGACUUUUGGUGGCUACAGCCCAAGUUGUCAGACAUCAGCAGUCACCUUGCAGCAGGAGCCAGUGAACCCGAAGGAAGAUCCCCAACGACAGGUCCAUCUCCUGCUGGGAUGUGCAACGCAUCUCUGGCUUCAGCUCCUCUUCAGAAAGUAAAGCAGAGCCUGAACACCUGGAACUCAUCUUUGCUGGACUUGGAGACACUGAGCCUACAAAGCAGAGCGGCCAAACUCCUGAAGCGCAGCAAGGCCUCCCUCUCCUCCUCCUCCUCCCUCAGUCCCAGUGAUGCCAGCAGCUCCUCCUUCCCCAUCGGCUCCAAUGGCCUCUCUCCUUGCUCCGUGACCUUCAACCCAGACUCCAACAAGAGGUCUGGUCCCAAAGAAUCUGCGUCGGGAGCAGUCCCAGAACCAUCCCAGGCCCGCAUCCCUGUUCCCAGCACAGCCUCCUCCCAGGCAACCCUUCAGCCCGAGGAAGACAUUUUAUACCAAUGGCGGCAGCGGCGGAAGCUUGAGCAGGCUCGAGGAGCUGAGGGUGAUGGAACCUGGGUGUUGCCUCGGACCCCAGCCCUCGCCACUCAGACUCCUCCUGCUCCUGCAGUGAAUCUCGGUUCCCUGGGGACUCAGCCUAACUGUGCUCCACCAUGGGGCAAUGUGGCCCAGCCUCCUCCCCCACAGGCCUUCUAUGUGGAGAGGCCUCCUCUUCCGGGGCCCUCUCCACACAUCUGGACCCCCAGCCCUCACGGGUUCCUCUGGGCCCCACAGGCCAAUCCAUGGAUAUCUCUCGGGAUGGUUCCUACCACACUGCUAGCCUCCCCCGCUGCUCCUGUGGCCUCCUUCCCAGCACCCCCUACCGCCACUCCAGCUGCCCCAGCUCCCAUCCCUACUCCCCAAGUCUCCACCCCAGUGCCCCCAGCUUCCACCCCGACUCUCCUAGCUUCCACCCUUCCACUACCGGACACCCCUCAGGAGCCAACUACCAUUGAGCUGAGUAGUUCUGCCCAGCCCAAGAAACUCAAACCUCGGAGGGCCAGCGCUUCGUCGCGCCAGGAGACAGCUCAGCCAGACGCUGCAGCAGCUUUCGAGAGUCCCUGUUCGCAGCUCAGGGGCGCCCUGGGCCAGGUAGUGACAGCUCGGCUGUUCCCAGACAGCCUGGACGACAUGGCCCCUAGCCUGGAGAGCCCGUCUCCACCUGAGGCAGAAUCUCAGGAAGUCAGGACCACACCCCCUCAAGCCAAGGGUCUGCCCCCUCCAUUGGAGUCUCAGUGUGGGUCCAAGACUGAGUCCCGCAAAGCCACGGCCGAGUCCUCCACGGGCCGGUCGGUGCUUCGGAAAAGUAAAGUCACCCUCUCAGUUGAAGCUAGGGAUCCACAGCCGUCUACAACCCCAAAGGCAUCCAGAAGACUGGAGAAGGUCCAGUCGCCUGAAUUUAAGGCGGGAGCUAGUGAUGCCUUGACCUCGGUCCCGACAACCUCAGGCCACGCCCCCUCCGAGGACUUGCUAUCUCAGGCCACCCGACUUCUGCAGGCUGCGGAAGAUUCUUACCAUGAGUACACACCCCAGCAUCUACCUCCCCAAUUUUUCUCCAGGAAAGUGGAUGCCCAGUUAUCUCUCCUUUUGGACCACACUGAAGACCCAGGAUCUUCCUCUCCACCAGCCAGCCCACCUCCCAGGUCCCCAAGAAUGCGAUUGAGGAGGGAAGGAGGCUCCCUUGAAGCCAGGCGACUUUGAAUUGUAAAAAUUCCAUUUUUCCUGGGCUGGAGAGAUAAUGUACUUGCAAGUGUGAAGGCCCGAAUUUAGAUCUCCUGAACCCACGUAAAGGAAACUGACCGGCCAACUGACCCACCAAGACUGGGUCUCAAACAAGGUGGAAGCCAGCAACCUGUAUUCAGAAUUCUUUGACCUCCUCCAUACACAAGCUGUGGGGGACACACACGCACAUACAUACUAAGAAUAAAGUUGU